Triticum turgidum subsp. durum (durum wheat) is the source of this 951-nucleotide messenger RNA. NCBI's taxonomy places the organism in Eukaryota, Viridiplantae, Streptophyta, Magnoliopsida, Poales, Poaceae. The record is from the annotation of a GenBank genome assembly.
AUGAAGUCCAUCGGCAGCCGGGACAAGCUGCAGGCGGCGGCGGCGGCGACGGGUCCCCGGCGGGUGCUGCUGCUGGUCUUCGCCUCCUGCUUCGCCUUCGCCACGCUCCUCACCUUCCUCUACACCUCCUCCGGCUUCGCCUCCGCCGCGUCCUCCGGCUCGCGCCUGGGUUCGUCGUCCUCGUCUAACGCGGCGGCCGGCUCCGGGGCGGCGCUGCCGCUGCCGGUGUUCGACGCGCUGGUCCACUACGCCUCCUUCUCCAACGCCACGCACCGGAUGACGGACACGGACAUCCGGGCCAUCUCCGCCAUCCUGCGCGCGCGGGGGCCCUGCAACCUGCUCGUCUUCGGCCUGGGCGCCGAGUCGCCGCUCUGGCUCGCGCUCAACCACGGCGGCCGCACGGUGUACCUGGACGAGAACGAGUUCUACGUCAAGUACCUGGAGCCGCGCCACCCGGGGCUGGAGGCCUACGACGUCUCCUACACCACCAAGGUGCGCGACUUCCGGGACCUGCUGGAGGCGGCCCGCGGCUCCCGCGCCGCCGAGUGCCGGCCGGUGCAGAACCUGCUCUUCUCCGAGUGCCGGCUCGCCAUCAACGACCUGCCCAACGAGCUCUACGACGUGCCCUGGGACGUGGUGCUCAUCGACGGGCCGUCCGGGUGGAACCCCAACUCCCCCGGCCGGAUGCCGUCCAUCUUCACCACGGCCGUGCUCGCCCGCUCCGGCGCCACCGCCGCCAAGGGCCCCACGGACGUGCUGGUGCACGACUUCAACUUCGAGGUGGAGCAGGUGGUGAGCAAGGAGUUCCUGUGCGACGAGAACCGGGUCGCCGGCAGCGGCACGCCCUCGCUCGCCCACUACGUCAUCCGCUCCGGCGGCCCCGCCGACGCCUUCUGCGCCGCCGGCCAGGACGGCCGGGCCACGUCCGAGGAGAAGACCCGCCGCAAGUAA